This is a messenger RNA of Saccostrea cuccullata (small rock oyster), 4853 nucleotides long. RefSeq names its product polycystin-1-like protein 3. The record is from RefSeq and is a predicted model, not a curated record. Gene Ontology annotation, cellular component: membrane. The annotation marks the transcript as partial. Lineage: Eukaryota; Metazoa; Mollusca; Bivalvia; Ostreida; Ostreidae. Gene Ontology annotation, biological process: detection of mechanical stimulus. Gene Ontology annotation, molecular function: calcium channel activity; protein binding; calcium ion binding. The transcript has 16 exons.
GCGAGAGUAGCAUAUUAGAUGUCCCUGUACAGCCGGGAGAUCCAGUUUUCAAAUACACAGUUACUGUCCGAGUUCGGAUUUUCGACAUCUAUGGAGAUUAUGCACUACAUUCUUCAAAUAUUACAGUAUUGUCCUUGUUAAUUUAAUUUUAUGUUUCCACAAUUGAGUCCUCGUUUCAAAACUUUGAUUCAAAGUUCAACAACUACAAGCUGUCAGGAAAUGACAUUCAAACCUUGAGUUUUUUAGGAGCUGUUGCAGCCGGUUUCAAACAAUUUCCGUUUGUUGACAAAACAACAUCUGAAGAAGAGGUAAACGGUGAUACAGAGUCCAUUAAUAUCGACACAUCCGGAGGGGGACCUGUGUUUCUUGUUUAUAUACAGAAAACCGUGAAGCUUCUUCAGCUGGUCAAAGGCAUUGUUACCCCUGGCUGUGCACAUUUCAUCGACAGAUUCAAAUUAACAGACAUACAGCAGAUCUUCAGCACCUUGGAUGCUUUGACUCGCUUUGAACCGUAUUUGUCUUUGAAAGGAGUGAACAUAACGGUAGACAUUGUGGACACUGUUAUUGAUUGUUUGGAAUAUGGCAGCAGGAGAACUCCUCUAUCUCCGAGUGCAGUUGAAAUGUUAACAGACAUUGCUAAUGUUUAUCAUCGUGUACUGGACAAUGUCUUGAACAAAAUGCUACCAAGGAAGCUUCAGAACUUGGAUGUUGAAAUUUCUGAAGACGAUAUAAAAGCGGAAAUCAUGUUGCACAUCAAGUUCUUCCUCCAAGAAACCGGCCUAUUAAAACAAAAUCAAGGGAACAUAACUUCUGACUACCAAAGCAUUAAUAGACAAGUUGAUUUUAUUUAUCAAAUAAAAGCACACGAGCGAGAGCUUCAACUUCAGCAGAGAGAAACGGCAAGAAAAUGUAUCCCAAUUAUAAAACAAAUUCAGACCAUAUUUUUAAAUGUCAUGCACAAAACUAUUGUUUUGGGUGAACGGCUUUUCUGGAAUGCUAAUCAUGUACUGGAAAUAAUGAUCAGGAAAAUCCACGUCAACGAUCUUGAAAAUGCCAGAGAUGAGUUUUUUGGAGGUGUACGUGAAGUGAAUGGCUCAAUCAACCACACAUCCUACCUUGAAUUUGCAGUGUCCAACUACUUACGAAACCCCUAUAUUUAUGGAGAAAACGCAUCCAAGGCAAUAUCUUCAGUUCCGGUUAUAGAUAUUCCGCAAAACAUAUCUGUGGACUCCAAUAUUCCGAAUAAAGGAAACCUGGAAUUUAAGAGAUAUAUUCCUCUCAUCAAUCCACACUAUCCAGAACAGAUGAUUUAUUUUUCUUUUGAACUAAUAAAUAGUGGAGAUGCUGCACUUAUUUACAUAAAACCUGAUGGAUUUGACUUCUUGGGCCAUCAGAAGGUUCCAUCAUAUUCGUUUUAUUUUAGUUCAUCUGCUUUUCCAACAUCUAGUUUCUUUGAUUACAAGAAGGUGCUGGGUGUAAGAGAUUGGACAAGAUAUGGAUUUAAAGUGUUUCUUCCAGGAGAUAUAUGUGGAAAAGGGCUUUGUUAUCUAGGCAUAAAACCCCUUACAGGUAAAAAGUUCAACUAUGACUUCUCUGGAUCAAGAAAAAGACGAGCCACCUAUUCUCAAACAACUAUCAGGCCACCAGAGAACGCGACCUUGAUUGUUAACGCUGCGGAUUUUGUUCCAGUUGAAGCAAACUUUAGCCUGAUAUUCACAACUACGGGAUGUCGAACCUGGGAAAACGGAAAGAACUUGUGGACGAUGGAAGGGUGUGAGGUUUUGCCAAUGAGUGAUUUGAACAACACGGUCUGUCGAUGUAUUGGAGACACCUUUUCAACCUCCUUUUAUGUACCAGCUAAUGCGAUUAAUUUUCUGACAGUUUGGGGUAAAUUUGACGCUUCCAAUGCUACAGUGUAUGGCGCACUGGUUGUAGUCUUUGUUAUUUAUAUAAUACUGCUUAUUGUGCUUCGAAGACAGGACAAAAAGGACCGAAGCAGGAGUAAGGUAUCCUUUCUCUGUGACCACAUUACAACGCAUACGUACUUCUAUUUGAUAAGUGUAUACACUGGAUUCCGGAGAGGAGCGGGUACUAAAUCUAAUGUAUAUUUCAUACUCACUGGUGAUGAUGAUGAUUCAGGAAUUCGUUUUCUAAAUGACGGAUUUCAAGAGGGAUUUUCGACAUCAAGUGUCAACAUGUACUUCUUUGGAACCAAUGAACCCCUAGGAGAUUUAAGAUACAUUCGGAUAUGGCAUGAUAAUUCUGGUCCACCUGGUUUCAAAAGUUGGUUUUUAAGCAAGAUCAUUAUUGAAAACUUAGAACAGAGAGAAAGAUAUACAUUCCAUUGCAACAAAUGGUUGGGUAUUGAUGAUGAAGACUGUACGCUGGAUCGAAUAAUUCCAGUAUCAACGCCAGACAACCUUUCCUAUAAUGAUCGUAUUUCCGUGGAAGCUCAAGCCCAAAUGCCUGUGUAUCAUUUAUGGCUUUCUCUGCUUUAUCGUCCCCAGCUAGGAAAAUUCACACGUGUUCAAAGGCUUUCAUGCUUAGUGGCACUACUCUGUCUUACUAUGAUAUCAAAUGCCAUGUUCUUUCGAUCGUCCGAUGAAAAUCAAAAUGUUGACGAAGUGAAUUCCGGAAUAUUUCGAUUGUCAUUCGGUACAGUCUAUGUAUCAUGUAUCGGAAUGCUUAUCUCAACUCCCCCUGUUACUUUUGCUGCCUUUGUAUUUCGAAAUACUAGAAACUCUAAAUCUGCUGCACAUAAGAUCGCCAAUUCAAAAAAACAACCCAGUGAUAAAACAUACAAAUCAUUUUCAAAUCUUGAUGGUGAUGUGUUCACUCUAAGUAAAGGCACUUUGCCACGUUGGGUGUUUUAUGUAGCAUGGGUCAGUGUUGUUUUGGCUAUCCUUUCAUCUAGUUUUUUCCUCAUCCUUUACAGUAUGGAGUGGGACAAAUCAAAAUCAAAUGAGUGGCUUUCAUCACUUGUUUUCUCAUUUUUGGAAUCAUUCAUAGUUUUCGAUCCGAUAAAGGUUCUAUUUUUCGCCAUUAUUUGUUCGACUGUUUUUAAAAGUUUGAUGAUGGAAGAGCUCCCCAAAGUUAAUGUAGAAAAAUUGCGAUUGACGUCGAUGAAUACCAAUCUAUCACAGAGAACAAACUUUUCAGACUUAGCAAACAAAGUUUUACCAAAAUGUGAUGCAUUUUCCAAGGAGGAAAUCAACGAAUUGAGAAAGAAAUGUCGCGAGGAAACUCAAGCUAGAUCAGCGCUGACCAGUCUGGUCAUGUUCAUCCUAUACAUUCUUGCAAUCUAUGGAAUCAGCUUCACCCAGCGUGAUCAGCGUUCUUUGAGCAUGAAGCAAAACCUUGAUAAUCAUUUGCUUUUAGGAAGUCACGGCUUCUCUUCAUUAAAAGGUAGAAAGGAUUUCAUUAGCUGGAUGAAUGACACGUUUAUUCCAACGUAUUACCCGAAUGCCAGUUAUGCAGGUAAAUCAUUGACAGUUUUGGAUCGUCAAUGGUUCAAAGAUAUGGCCAGUAUUCGGGUUGGGCCAGCACGUCUCCGCCAGGUUCGCAUGAAAACAGGCACAUGUCCCUAUUCCUAUUUACCGUGGUCUUACCCUUGCGUGGACAGUUACUCAGAAACCGAGGAAGACAAAAAUUCAUAUUGUCUACGAUGGAAACCGUACAAUGACACCAUUUGUGGAAGCGAACUUUACAAAAGUAGGUUCUACACUGCCGAGGCCUGGAAGUACACGGACGCCGUUGAAAUCUGGGGGAUGUCCAGGAUGGGAGAAUAUAAAACUUACAGUGGAGGGGGGUAUAUUCUUAAAUUUGUGAAAGACAAAGUGAAUGCCCACUUAUUACUCAAGGAACUUUUGGACAAUAACUGGAUUGAUAGAAAGACACGUGCAAUAUUUGUUGAGUUUACGAUAUACAAUCCAAAUGUCAAUCUUUUUACAUAUUCCAUGUACUUAGUGGAGUUUUCUGAAGUAGGCAGUGCUUUUACAUGGACUGACACUCAAGCAUUUAAACCUGUAUUAAAUUUAUCAUCUCUCGGCUUCACUAUCGUGAUGUGCUAUGUGGUUUUCCUCUUCUAUUACAUUUUCAUGCUUUUCAAGAUAAUAUUGCAGUGUAGGGAAAUUGACUGUAUACGUUUUAUCAAAGAACCAUGGAAUUUUGUGGACUGUCUUUGUACAUUCCUUGCUUAUUCUUGUCUUGUUGCGUUUAUAUUACGGAUGAAAUACACGAAUACGGCAAUGGAUAUGUUUUAUGACGAUAAAUUGACAGGUGCCAAUCGGUUCAUUAACUAUGGACAUAUCGUGAUGUGGGAUAAUGCAUUCAACGUCCUUUUUGCAACUCUUCUGUUCAUAUCUACAUUACAGAUUCUGAAAAUUCUCGGAUACAACAAACGAUUCACUGAAGUAAUCUCGGUGAUUUCAAAUGUGGGAAAGGAUUUAUUGGCUUUUGGUGCACUCUUGUUGAUUUUAUUUUUUUCUUUUGUUCUUUACGCCUAUCUUCUCUUUGGCUCAAAAUUAGAAAGCUACAAAUCAAUUUAUCAGACUUGUGGAAGUCUAGCCAACACCUUCAUCGGUAAAAAUAAGCUUGACCCCCUGAUUGUUGCAGCACCAUUAUCAGCCCAAUUCUUUUAUUCAGUUUACGUUUUAAGUGUUAUAAUGUUCAUGUUGACCAUCUUUAUGGCAAUCCUGAACACUAGUAUUUCAGCAGUGAGGGCUGAAACAGUGGCAUCAGCUGCAAAAAUUGGAAUGCUAGACAUCGUGAAAAAAUUUGUCAACAACAUUCUGGAAGUUUUUCAAAAACCAAGAAAGAGCAGUACAUUUAAUCGUAAGUUAUAUCCUUUAUAA